AUGCCUAUGUAUCAUUUUGAACUCGCUACCAAGCUGACUCAGACCCAAAAGUUGGCUCUGGUUCGUACCAUCACAGACUGGCAUGCAACUACAUUCAAGUCACCUAGGUUUAUCGUAAACGUCCGCUUUAUCGAUGUUUCUGAAGGCCUUUUAGCCGAUUCCUACGUCGGUGGUACACAAAGACGCAUUAACCGCCUCUUUGUCAGCCUUCGAAGUGGCACUAGUCGCAGCCAACAGGCCUUGGAAGGCAUGGCUGACAAGCUAGAGAGUUUCUGGAAUGAGACUGUCGGCAAAGACUCCAUUGCAAAGCAGCUUAGAGGAGUUUUUAUCAUGGGAGAGCUAGAUGUUGCGAAAGAAGCAGGAUUCCAUCUCCCACUACCGGGCCAUUUUGAGCAAUGGGUAAAGGAUAACACUGAAGAGUUACACCGUUUAGCCGCAGAAGGCGACCCUGAUGCGGCACAAGUUGUUGAGGAGAUCAAGGUCCGACCGGAGUUUCAG
Molecule: messenger RNA, 498 nt
Organism: Trichoderma atroviride IMI 206040
Lineage: Eukaryota; Fungi; Ascomycota; Sordariomycetes; Hypocreales; Hypocreaceae
Source: RefSeq, a predicted model, not a curated record